CACGGAUUGAUGUGAGUCAUUUCUAAAGACUGUGGAGCUUUUGAAGAGGAAGUUAAGGGAGGGACACGACAGAAUAAAAGUGGAUUACUAAUCAGGCAGAUUCACACAACGUACUAGGAUGGAUUCUCAUUGCCAGUACAACACUUUCCGAAGGAUUUGUCAGCUGACUGAAACAAGGAGAUUCCAGAACCAUCGGAUGCACCUGGCAGCAUUCACUGCAAUCUUGGGAAACUUGAGCUUUGGCUAUGCCCUGGUCUACACUUCCCCUGUCAUUCCAGAGCUGGAGCAUUCUCUCGACCCACAGCUUCGACUUGAUAACUACAACGCCUCCUUUUUUGAGUCCAUCUUCACCUUGGGCGUUAUAUUUGGAGGGCUCACCACCAUGCUCCUCAAUGAUCUCCUUGGACGGAAGCUGACCAUCAUGUUGUCCAGUGUGCCCUCCGUUUUGGGAUUUGCCAUCAUGGGCAGUGCCCAGGUGGUAUGGAUGCUGGACCUGGGUCGGGCAUUGACAGGGAUUGCAGGGGGAAUGUUAUCAGGCACUGUUCCGAUAUACAUUGCGGAGAUCUCCGUGGCCAAGAUAAGAGGGAGAAUGGGAGUUGGACCCCAGAUCAUGCUUGUGCUUGGAACACUACUACUGUACGCACUGGGCCUGGUCCUCUCCUGGCGAUGGCUAGCUAUUGUUGGUGCCUUUAUCCCCACCCUCAUGAUCACUCUCAUGUACUUCAUGCCGGAAUCUCCUCGUUAUUUAAUCUCCAAACACCGCUACAGUGAAGCGAUGGAGGCACUCGCUUGGCUUCGUGGUCCUGAGGCCAAUUACCGACUCGAGUAUACAGAGAUCGAGGACUCGCUCAGCAGCUCUGUCAGUCGGUUUUCAUGUUCUGAAUUAAGUCAACGCCACAUCUACAAGCCCAUGCUGAUUUCAGUCUUCAUGAGGGUCUUCCAGCAGCUCAGUGGAAUCACAGUUGUCCUUGUCAACAUGCAGAUUAUCUUUGACAGUACCCCUGUCAUUCUGGCAGGACGUUAUGAUGCUGUGCCUGUGGGGGUUGUUCGAUUCUUCUCUGUCUUGUUAGCUGCCUGGCUAAUGGACAAAGCUGGAAGACGGAGACUUCUCUUUGUCUCAGGUAUAAUCAUGUCCAUCUCAAUGUUGAGUCUCGGAGUCUACGUCAAAGUGAGUGAAUUAAAACAUAAUCAAACCAGCACCAAUAUGCCCUUUGAGAACACAGCCCAUUUAACAGCUGAGCAUCUACUUCAACACAAAACGACAGAAUGGUCAACCAUCAUUCCCCUCAUCAGUGUCAUGGUUUUCAUUUUUGGCUAUGCCUUCGGCUGGGGACCAAUCACCUGGCUGAUGAUGUCGGAGAUCCUUCCACUCAAAAUCCGCGGGUUCGCAUCGGGCGUAUGUGUGUCUGUCAGUUGGAUCACAGCCUUCAUCUUAACAGAAUUCUUCUUACAAGUGAAGCAUACCUUUGGACUUGCUGUUCCUUUCCUGUUCUUCUGUGCCAUAUCCAUCCUGGGGAUAAUAUUUACCGCUUUCUGUAUUCCUGAAACAAGGAGGAGGACCUUGGAACAAAUUCAAGACUCUUUCCAGAAUCCGAGAGCACUUGGUUGUUGAGACCAACUGACAAGGCAAACAGACUUUGAUUAGCUAAACAAAGUCCUACCAUUAAGCCUCCUCAUUGCUCACUGAAGCUAUGAGGACAGACUAAUCCUGCUGUACGAUGAUUUUAUUUAACACUUUCAGAUGGUUCAGAGGCAAACGUAGAUAUCCAUUCCCAUGUCUCUCCAUUGCCCCCAUCAAACACUCCUGGGACAGGGACAGCACAGAAUUAUAUACAGAUUAAAGCUCUUUCUACACUUUCCCAAGCACUCCCAGGACAGGGGCAGCUCAUGGUCAGAUGCAAAGUAAAGUUCCUUCUACACUGUCCCCCAUCAAACCCUCCCAGGAUUCGGACAGCAGUGUUAGAUACAGAGUAAAGCUUUCUCUAGACUGUCCCCAUCAAACGCUCCUGGGACAGGGGCAGCAUUGGGUUAGGUACAGAGUAAAGGCCUCCCUACACUGUCUUCAAACGUUCCCAGGUUGGGUAACAUUAGAGAAAAACUUCUGGAACAGUUCAUAUUCUCCAGUGAGACAAUUCCAAAACCUGUGAAGGGAACAGAUGUGAUGGUUUGAAUAGUCCUUUCUCCUUCGGUGACAUUUCACUGAAGUUAGACAAAGGCUUUGACAAUGUCAAACCACAGCUAGUAUUUAUACAACUUCACAUCUGCUGCUGAACAAUAGUCUUUGAUAAUAAGGUUGUUUAAAAGGUUGCAUUCAUAAAUGUACUUAACUGUAACAAAA
Rhincodon typus (whale shark) is the source of this 2338-nucleotide messenger RNA. RefSeq names its product solute carrier family 2 member 6 (gene slc2a6). Gene Ontology annotation, biological process: transmembrane transport. Lineage: Eukaryota; Metazoa; Chordata; Chondrichthyes; Orectolobiformes; Rhincodontidae. The transcript has 10 exons. The record is from RefSeq and is a predicted model, not a curated record. Bases 119 to 1612 code for a protein of 497 amino acids. Gene Ontology annotation, cellular component: membrane. Gene Ontology annotation, molecular function: transmembrane transporter activity.